AUGAGUGGGCUUCUGGGCACCAGGGCCUCCUCUGGUCCUGGAGAGGCCUCCCACCUUAAGUCCCCCUUAGACAACAGGACUAGGCAACCUCUCACCGAGACUCAGUUCCAGCAGCUCUUCGGGGAUGCUGAGCAGGAGCCUGAGCUGCCUGCGGAACCCUGUUUGCCCAGGCUGUGCAGGCUCUGGAGGUGGCCAGCCAGCACUUGCUCCUGGCUGGGGGCGUGGCGCCUGCUGCAGGCUCGGCUGCCCCCACUGCGCUGGCUACCUCAGUACCGCUGGCGGGCCUGGAUGCUGGGGGAUGCGGUGGCUGGAGUGACCGUGGGAGUUGUGCAUGUGCCCCAGGGCAUGGCUUUCGCCCUUCUGGCCUCGGUGCCACCCGUUUUUGGACUCUAUACUUCAUUCUUUCCAGUCCUCAUCUACAGCUUACUGGGCACUGGGAGACACCUGUCUACAGGAACGUUUGCAGUACUCAGCCUCAUGACAGGCUCUGCAGUGGAGCGCCUGGUGCCUGAACCUCUGGCAGGGAACUUUAGUGAAAGCGAGAGGGAACAAUUGGAUGCACAGCGAGUUGGGGUGGCAGCGGCUGUGGCCUUUGGGAGUGGGGUGCUGAUGCUGGGGAUGUUUGUGCUGCAGCUGGGCAUCCUGUCCAUCUUCUUAUCUGAGCCUGUGGUCAAGGCGCUGACCAGUGGCGCUGCGCUGCACGUGCUGGUGUCUCAGUUGCCAAGUCUUUUGGGAUUAUCUCUCCCCCGCCAGAUUGGCUGCUUCUCUCUCUUCAAGACGCUGGCCGCAGUGCUCACAGCACUACCCCAGAGCAGUCCGGCUGAACUGACCAUCUCGGCACUUAGCUUGGCGCUACUUGUGCCAGUCAAGGAAUUGAACGUGAGAUUCCGGGACAGGUUACCCGCUCCGAUCCCAGGGGAAGUUGUCAUGGUGCUUUUGGCCUCUGUGCUGUGCUACACCUCUUCCCUGGACACAAGAUAUAAUGUCCAAGUAGUAGGGCUGUUGCCUGAAGGAUUUCCCCAACCCCUUCUCCCCAGCAUGGUGGAGCUGCCCAGGAUUCUGGCUGACUCUCUACCCAUAGCACUGGUUACUUUUGCUGUGUCCACCUCUCUGGCCUCCAUCUAUGCAGACAAGUAUAACUACACGAUUGAUCCAAACCAGGAACUCUUGGCCCAUGGUGUCUCCAACCUUGUUUCCUCCCUCUUCUCUUGCUUUCCUAACUCAGCCACACUGGCUACGACCAGCCUACUAGCGGAUGCUGGUGGUAACACACAGCUUGCAGGCCUCUUCUCCUGCAUGGUGGUCUUGUCGGUGCUCCUGUGGCUGGGGCCCUUCUUUUACUAUCUGCCCAAGGCUGUCCUGGCUUGCAUCAACAUCUCCAGCAUGCGCCAGAUGUUCUUCCAGAUGCAGGAACUUCCUCAGCUAUGGCGUAUCAGCCGCAUGGACUUUGCCGUGUGGGUGGUCACAUGGGUGGCUGUAGUGACCCUGAACGUGGACCUGGGCUUGGCUGUGGGCGUGGUCUUCUCCAUGAUGACUGUGGUCUGCCGUACCCAGAGGGUGCAGUGUUUGGCACUUGGACUGGCUGAGGGGACUGAACUCUACAGACCACUCAGAGAGAGUCACAAGCUCCGGCAGGUCCCAGGUCUCUGCAUCUUGAGCUAUCCAACACCACUCUACUUUGGGACCCGAGGGCAAUUUCGACGCCUCCUGGAAUGGCACCUGGGGCUUGGAGGACAGGGCAAGCCUGUUGCUGACCCUGUCAGAGUGGUGGUCCUAGACUUCAGUGGUGUCACCUUUGCAGAUGCUGCUGGAGCCAGAGAAGUGGCACAGCUUGCCAGUCGAUGCCAGGAUGCUGGGAUCCACCUUCUCCUGGCUCAAUGUAAUGCCUCAGUGUUGGAGACGCUGACCAGGGCAGGACUUCUGAAUAGAAUGACCCCAGAACAACUCUUUGUGAGUGUGCAGGAUGCCGCUGCACAUGCCCUGGAGAGACUGGAGCUCACUGGCCAAAAGAUUUGCACAGUGUGGGUCUGACCGAAUCAUGUCAGUGUGGAUUGCCCCAGCAAUGUAUGUGAGAGGAGGGCUGUGGUCCCUGAGCCUUAUAUUUAAC
This is a messenger RNA of Dipodomys ordii (Ord's kangaroo rat), 2107 nucleotides long. RefSeq names its product solute carrier family 26, member 10 (gene Slc26a10p). Gene Ontology annotation, biological process: transmembrane transport. The transcript is spliced from 18 exons. Gene Ontology annotation, cellular component: membrane. The record is from RefSeq and is a predicted model, not a curated record. Gene Ontology annotation, molecular function: chloride transmembrane transporter activity; sulfate transmembrane transporter activity; oxalate transmembrane transporter activity. Lineage: Eukaryota; Metazoa; Chordata; Mammalia; Rodentia; Heteromyidae. The coding region runs from base 1 to 2031 and encodes 676 amino acids.